AUGUCGGCAUCUGAAGAGAAAGACAAAGCCUCUGAGGGGUCCGUCCUGUCGACAGUCGCCGAGGUACUCCCUGUUCCUGCGAAUACAGCUCCUGUGACGAACCCCUCGGAACACGACACUGCGAACAGCCUGAGGGAGGAACCUACGCUAUCCCAUUCGCUGGCCAUGGAAGACCACGACGAGAAAGGCUUCGUCCAAAUCCCUCGUGAUGAAGAAGUCGCCGAUUUAGGAUGGAAUGAGAAGAAAGAGAACAUACCAGCCCCGUUAGUCGGUGGACUAGGCAAUGAAGAUCUAUGGCUUUUAAUCCGGCGCUUCAACAAGCAAAUGUACCAUGUGAAAGAGAUACCAUACUCGGUGCCUGGGGAUUUGGACCUCAACAUUUCAGAUGAAGAGGAGUUUUCACCGGACAAGCUUCGAGCGACAGUUGAGAGGUUUUACAUGACUGUUGUCAUUGGGCUGUUAGCGACGGUUAAGCAUAUCGCUAGACUCCGGUCGUGGCGCGAAACUCGAAGAACCUCAUAUUUCUGCGCUGCCUACUUCAUUGCGUGGCUGUUUGACUUCAUCACACCUUUGCUUGCCGUAACGCUGAUAAGUUUGAUUGUCUAUCCGCGUUCUCGUGGUAUUUUGUUCCCUCCGGCUCCCAUAUCCCUUGUCGAUGCGAAAUCUGGCGGGGUGCAGAAGCCCAAAGCGGGUGUUCUAGGAAGUCAUGAGAGCGCGACAGGAGCCCCCGAAAAUCACAAGGGUGAGGCUGUUGAACAGGAGGCGGCCAACUUCUUCAACGGAUUCACGGCUGUUGUCGUCACCAGUGCCACGGGCAAGCACCCACAAGCAAAUCCGCACCCGGGCAAGGAUAACUCUCCUGAUGAUCACGUUCCAGACCCAACAGGCUUGGCCGUGUCGGCCGCUGAAGCUAAAGAUGUGGCCGCGGGUGGGCAACGGGGCUCUAAACACGACAAGACUAAAGUGCCCGUUGAGAAUGCAAUCUGGAGUAAGAUGCGCCCGGUGAUGCACGGAAUAUCUGACGUGUCUGACACAUGGGAGCGGCUCGCCAAUGCUUUGUCACCUACGCCUCCUUUUCCUCAGAAUACUUAUCGCAUCAGGAUUGCUUGUCUCAUCGUACCGUUACUUCUAGCAUCACUAUUCACAACCUCGUACAUGUUCGUAAAAUUGUCAUCCUUUGGCGCCGGGUUUGGAUUUUUCGGCGAUCCGAUUAUCACUCCUGGCUUACGAUGGCUUAACCGCCAAUACCCACACUGGGAGAAGAUCCUGGAGAUGCGAAACACAGUCCUCAAAGGCGUGCCGACGAAUGCACAACUCACGCUCACGUUAUUGCGAACCGGUGAGGCUAACAAGGCGCCUUUGCCGCCAGCACCGCUCACUCGUGCCCCUGCGCCUGAUAGACCGGCUCAAGUUACCGAUGCCGAACUCCGAGCUACGGGAGCGGAGCCGCCUCUAAACGCCACGGAUGAGGAACUCGAUGCCGCUAUGGAACACGAUCCACAGACUGCACACGAGACUGCCGGCGCCGAUAUUGACGCUGCUAAGAGCGGCACGCACGGCGGAAAGGGCCAUAAAAUCAUAGGUGCUGUCAAGAGUGCCGUCAAGGGAACGGUCAAAAGCGCCAUAGCCAGCGACGCGGCGCGUGCAAAAGCAGGCUCGCGCCCAGCCAAGAACAGACUUGGUGCCGUUCCCCCUGCCAAUGCGCAGCUAUUGACGGGACCGGUGGAUUUUAAGGGUCGGUAUAACGGCAAGAAAGGCCGGGUGUACAUCACCACUAAAGCUACGAUCCCUGCUAUCGGAUUCAGCACCGACGCGAAAACAGAUGUUGUUGUGGACGGUGAAAACGAGGCGCUUCACCCCAGUUGGAGCAUAGCCAUUGGUGAUAUCAAGGAGCUGAAGAAGAUAGGAGGCUAUGGAUGGAAGGCAAAGCUCGUGAUUGGAUGGUCGUUGGGGCGCGAGGUGAACGACGGACUGGAAAUCACGGAUAGAUUGGGAAAUGUGAGGCGGAUUACAGCCUUGCCGCUUAGGGAUGAGUUGUUCAACCGCCUGGUUGCCAUGGGAGGACAGAAAUGGGAGGCUUGGUGA
This is a messenger RNA of Xylaria bambusicola, 2085 nucleotides long. RefSeq lists its product as uncharacterized. The coding region runs from base 1 to 2085 and encodes 694 amino acids. The transcript has 5 exons. Lineage: Eukaryota; Fungi; Ascomycota; Sordariomycetes; Xylariales; Xylariaceae. The record is from RefSeq and is a predicted model, not a curated record.